Labrus mixtus (cuckoo wrasse) is the source of this 3180-nucleotide messenger RNA. Its product is annotated as coiled-coil domain-containing protein 178. The transcript is spliced from 20 exons. Bases 146 to 2632 code for a protein of 828 amino acids. The record is from RefSeq and is a predicted model, not a curated record. Lineage: Eukaryota; Metazoa; Chordata; Actinopteri; Labriformes; Labridae.
CAGCAACUUGAGUUUACUCAUUUGUAGAAAACUUUUAUGAAAGGCGGGUUAGAACGACUGCAGCGUUGAAGAACAAUGACAAACUUCAAGAUAACCAACAGAUAGCUGCCAGCCAUUGUUGUGUUAAUACAAACCAGUUUCAGUGAUGCCAGACGUCGAACCGCUCAGAUUCCCAUCAAGGGAAGGGAGACCAAGUCAGCAAGACCAAGCAGAUCUUCAAGCCGUGUGCUCUGGCAGACAUCGCACUUGUGCUUUGCUCAACAGUCCCUCACCGUAUGUCAACAGUGUCAUUUACCAUAUCCAGGAGCUGAAGAUGACAGUGGAAAAUUGGUGUCAGCAGUCUGGAAAAGAUCAACCACAGGUCCACCAGGGCAAGCACCAAUACAACAAAACUUUAAGAGAUUCAGAUACCGAAUCAGCAAUGUCUACAGAGUUGUUUGUUGAAGGCUUCGCAAUCAGUGCAAGAGAAAGUUGUCCAUUAGCGCCUCAAUUGAAGAAAAUAAAUGAUGUCCUCAGAGAGGUUGUGUAUCUGAUUGAGCGACUGGAAGCUGAUAGGCAGUAUGCAGAGGAGGCUCUUCGCAAAGAGAAGAGGAGAAAACACUUUUUGGAGAACAAGGUGGACAGCAUCUCACUGUGGAAACAAAAAGAGCACUCUUUUGUAGUCCAAAAAGAGCAUGAAGCUUGCAUAAGAGACAUCACUGAACUUAAGUGGCAGCUGAAAAUGGAAAGAGAGAAACUUUUUCAAGCCCAGGAGAAACUGUCUUACACUGAGGUAUUGAACCAGCGAUUACAAGAGGACAUUAGUUUUGCUAAAAAACAACUUCCCAUCGUGAAGGAAAACAUGGAAGUUCAGAGAGGCAUCAUUCAUGAAAUCAACACUUCACAAGCUGAGGCUGAUGAAGUUCGCUCAAAAACACAGAGUGAUCUCUUGCUGGUGAAGAAGGAGUUGAAAAAUAUGGAGCUGGAAGCCAACAAUGAAAAGAAAGCACUAGAUUAUUCACUGCUGUCGAUGAAGAAUCAGCUUGCUAACAGAUUGGAAGAUUUAAACUCGCUGAAAGGGCUUGAGAUGGGACUUUGUGCUGAAAUAGUGGUUGCUGAAAAGAUGGUUGCUCUGACUGAUGAAAAGUGUGCAGCCAUCAAACAACGUAUUCCUGAAAUGAUUGAGCUCGAGAAAACUGAAAAAGACAAGAUUUUGGAAUUACAACUUCAAAUUGAACAAGAAAUGCAGAGGAAUAAGAAAUUAAAAGAGAAGCUAAUAUCCCUACAAGAACAGAUUGAGAAAACGAGACUCAGUGGGGAAGCAGAGGUUUCCUGCAUAGAAGAGCAGCUCCUUUCAAAACGUAAUGCCUUCACAGCUCUUUGUAAAGAAAACAUGGAGGUUGAACAGGAUGUAGAAGACUACAAGAGGAAACUUGCUGAGAGUGAGAAGGCGGUGAGGCAGAUGUGUGAGGAGAGGAAGCAGAUGCUCCAGAAAAUCAUUGACAAUGACGAGCAGUGGGAAAAGGCCAAGGAGGAAGUGACCCAAGUUGUAGCCCAGCACAGUGUCACCCAGACUAAACUGGAAGAGCAGGAGCAGCUCACCUUCAUGGAAGAACAGCGGGCCAGGAAAGAGAUAGAAAACCUGAGGAAAGAUCUGACAGGUCAGAUGACUUCUCUGGAGCUACUGAAGAGUCAGUGUUCAAAUUUAAAUGAAGAAUUGAAUCGACAACAAAGGAGAUCAGCGAUAACAAACAAAAAGCUUCAGAAAGAUUUGGAUGAUGCUUCCUCAGCAAAAAGGACUCUGGAAACAAAGAUUAAGAAAAUUAAGAAAUUGACAGAAACGUUUGAAAGGAUUGAGUUUGAACACAGGAAAAUACUAUUCAGCCUUGACAAGGAAAGGAAACUCAAAUGUGACCAACUGAAAUCUGCCCAGGAUUUACAAACUGCUACUAUAAAGAGAUGUGACAAUACCCUGAACAGGAUCAGUGACCUUACGAAGAAGUGCAAAGAAUACCAAGAUGCUUCAGAUAAGAUGGAAAAAAUAGUUGAAGGCAUGCCAGAAGUCAUAGCAGAACUUCAAAAUGUUUUUGAUGUGGUGGAAUUCAAAAACAAAUCAGCUGCUCUCAUAAUGAGCACUUUGCAGUCUGAUAUUAAUAACUGCCAACAACGAACACAGCGAUCCAUAGAGACACACUCGGCUCAUGUUACAGCAAGGAAACAAGAAAGGGAGGAUUCCAAGGAAGCCCUAAUAAAUGCACUGAAGGAGAACAAACAGCUGGCAAGCGAGUAUGAAAGUCUUAAGAAGAUCCUCAUGGAGGCCAAACAGGAAGCUGUGUCCGCACUCAGCGAGAAAAACCAUGCACAUAAAUCAUUUCAUUAUUUCAUACAGCUCUCUUUGUUGCAGAAGAGGAUGCACAAAGCUUUGGUGAAAUACUUCAAACAACGCAGCCUCUACGACCAGGCUGAACUGGACCGGUGCCAGGCUCUUUCUCAAGAGACCGACCAGAAAAUAAAAACAGCCCAGGAUGGGUUGUCGGAAGAUAUUCAGCUCAUCUGUGCAUUCCUGCAAACCUUGACGGAUGACUCUACUACCACUGAUGAAGCCGGGGUGAACAAACAAGCCCGUCCAGAUGCCGCUGGAUUGAAUGAGUAGAUGCCUUCAGUUCAAACAGCAGAGUAAUUGGACAUUCACCUGUACCAGACAACUUACUUACCCUAGCACGCUUCACUAUUCCCCCCUCUUUACUUGCAGCAAAUCCAUAACAAUGAAACAGGUGACUUUCAUGCUGCUGUCAGGACUGAUCUAAUUUUAGCUGGGUGAAUGAUUGCAAUUGGCUUUGCCUCAUCAGAUAAUUAAUCUAUGUCACCAUUAAUUGGAAAAGAGAAUAAUUACAGGCAGUGUUGACAGAAAUUCUACGCUUCUCCAGAUUCCAAGAUCUAAUUACAACUAGUGAAACCCUGUGACCUUAACUAGCACUUAGUACACCUUGGCCACCUUGACCAUGCCCAUGUUAAGACCACUGUGUCAUGAAAGACCCUGUUUUUCUUACCCCCCCUCCCCUCCGCACUCCUUUCACUCGCCUCACUCUGUGAAAGCUGUCUCCCUCAAUCACUUUUCAAUAUUCAAUCUUAAUUUUGUGGAAGUUUAGCAUUUUCAAUGAGCUGGAGAUGAAUGAUUAAUGAAUAAAUUUAAAUGCUUCA